Messenger RNA from Megalops cyprinoides (Indo-Pacific tarpon), 2671 nucleotides. Its product is annotated as BTB/POZ domain-containing protein 6-B-like. Gene Ontology annotation, molecular function: protein binding. NCBI's taxonomy places the organism in Eukaryota, Metazoa, Chordata, Actinopteri, Elopiformes, Megalopidae. Gene Ontology annotation, cellular component: cytosol. The transcript is spliced from 4 exons. Gene Ontology annotation, biological process: neurogenesis. The record is from RefSeq and is a predicted model, not a curated record. The coding region runs from base 511 to 2118 and encodes 535 amino acids.
AUAGAGGAGGGUACACGUUGUUCGCUGUAUCAGCCGCAUUCGCAGGAUGGCACUUUUAAUUUAGCGUUAUCCACUAAAACCUGCAGCACAGUCACAUAACUAGUCAGGACGAAUAAAAGGCUGUGUCAUAUGUCGUUUAUGCUCCACCGUUAUGGCUUCGUCUACGUUUUUGAGAGACACCGGUUCUAGUAUGGAAAUUUUGCACGGAAGUACGCCUGUCUUUGCAAACGGGAUGCGAUGAAAAAGAGGAAAAAACUAUCCGAUUUGAAGCUGGAAUAAUUCCGCCAGACGGAUAACCUCGAUGUUGCUGUUUAAAUUCUUCCAGGGUUGCUAGACGCAUUCCGCCGUGGGAAGCUGCUGCUGUUUGCCUGUCAAUGCGCACGAGACGUUAUAUAACGGGAAGCGCAGUCGUUUCCAAACCUGGAGUUGCAUUACCUGGGAUUGUGAUAUUAAACGUGCCGUCAGCCCUAACGCUUCUCCUGUCUGGCAGCUUGGUCGUUUCACUUGCUGAUGCCAGUAGCUGCAGAUUGUCUGUAUGGCCGGAUCAUGAGGUGUUUGACUUUUUUCCUCUUACUUCCAGAGAACUUGAAAAAAGCUAAAAAGAGUGGGAGACACCCAGGCAGGCUGCCAGUAUGCUAUGAGAUCGUGACUUUGUCCUUGGAAAAGAACAUGGCUGCAGAACUGUACCCUGCUAGCACACAGACCAAUAUCCCGCACAGCAACGGCAUUGUAGUGACGGCCGCUAGCAAGAAGGGCAUCGUCCACGUCACCCAGACGGUUACUGCUGCGACCGCUACCACCACACAGCAGAAUAUUAACAACAACAACGUCGAGUCGACCAGCUGGCAGAAUUCUCACCCGACACUGCGGGAGAGGAAUGCCUUAAUGUUUAACAACGAACUCAUGGCCGACGUUCACUUUAUAGUGGGCCCUCCUGGCGAAUCGCAGAGAGUGCCUGCGCAUAAGUAUGUACUGGCGGUGGGAAGUUCAGUUUUUGCUGCCAUGUUUUACGGUGAUCUUGCAGAGGGAGAUUCGGAGAUUCAUAUCCCAGAUGUAGAACCUGCUGCAUUCUUAAUUCUGUUGAAGUACCUUUACAGCGAUGAGAUUGAAUUGGAAGCGGACACGGUGCUGGCCACUCUGUAUGCCGCUAAGAAGUACAUUGUGCCAGCCCUAGCCAAGGCUUGCGUUAACUUCCUGGAGACCAGCCUGGAGGCUAAGAAUGCCUGCGUGCUGCUGUCCCAGAGCCGGCUGUUUGAGGAGCCCGAGCUGACGCAGCGCUGCUGGGAGGUCAUCGACGCCCAGGCUGAGCUGGCACUGCGCUCCGAGGGCUUCUGUGAGAUCGACCGGCCCACGCUGGAGAUCAUCCUGGCACGCGAGACGCUCAACAUCAAGGAGGCAGUGGUCUUCGAGGCUGUCCUGGCCUGGGCGGCGGCUGAGUGCAAGAGGCGGGGCCUGGGCCCGACAGCUCGCAACAAACGUAGUGUCCUGGGCAAGGCACUCUACUUGGUGCGCAUCCCUGCCAUGACGCUGGAGGAGUUUGCUGAUGGUGCAGCGCAGUCCGACGUGCUGACACUGGAGGAGACGCGCGAGAUCUUCCUGUGGUACACGGCGGCCAACAAGCCACAGCUGGACUUCCCACUGGUGCGGCGGACGGGCCUGGCACCACAGCGCUGCCACCGCUUCCAGUCCUCGGCCUACCGCAGCAACCAGUGGCGCUACCGUGGCCGCUGUGACAGCAUCCAGUUCGCCGUGGACCGCCGGGUCUUCAUCGCCGGCCUCGGCUUGUACGGCUCCAGCGGGGGCAAGGCCGAGUACACCGUGCGCAUUGAGCUCAAGCGGCAGGGCGCCACACUAGCGCAGAACCUCACCAAAUUCGUGUCGGACGGCUCCAGCAGCACUUUCUCCGUGUGGUUCGAGCACCCAGUGCAGGUGGAGCAAGACACCUUCUACACGGUCAGCGCUGUGCUGGAUGGGAAUGAGCUCAGCUACUUCGGCCAGGAGGGCAUGACUGAGGUGCAGUGCGGGAAGGUCACCUUCCAGUUCCAGUGCUCCUCGGACAGCACCAAUGGCACCGGGGUGCAGGGGGGGCAGAUCCCUGAGCUGGUCUUCUACGCCUGAGCCCUAUCGACAAUCUCUGUCUUACCCUGCUGCUAGCACACAUGGUAGAGUCCAAACAAAGAUCUUGCUUUGCUAAUGAAGCAGCAGUGGAGAGGACUAUGACAAUGAAAAACUGCCAAGUUUUCUAAAAACUCUGUUCUUAGAAAAAUGACUCUUAGACUUAGACUCUAUUUUUCAGACUUAAAGGCAAAGGAAUGUUCUGUAAUUUUAUUUAUUUAAGAAAACAAACAAGCAAACAGAUUAAUUAAUACUGACACUGCAGCAUGUGGCUCUGUGUACUGAAAAGGUUGUAUUGCACUUCCAGUGGGUGGCUCCCAUUAGUGCUUUGUGUGUUUUGUACAUAACUGACACCGGUGUGUUCACAGCUCUAAGUUGACUGACGAAUGAGAUGUCCUGUGUUGGAGCACGGCUAGUGAGCCGCUAACCAUAUAAAAGAGAAGAUUUUAUGUGACUAAACUCCCAGUUGUCAGCGCCUGUUAUUCCUGUGGUCUCGGCCGCUGAAGCCGAGGGAGGAUGAAACACACCAGCACGUGCUCCGACGGUGUGGGGGGCU